Thelazia callipaeda (thelaziosis nematode) is the source of this 2049-nucleotide messenger RNA. Lineage: Eukaryota; Metazoa; Nematoda; Chromadorea; Rhabditida; Thelaziidae. The record is from the annotation of a GenBank genome assembly.
AUGACUGAUCGCGUGCAGCUUCGAGGUUUUCGGACAUCUACAAAUAAUAGUGCUCUUGACUCAAACAUUAAUAUCCAACACGAUGGCAGUUCCAUAUUUGAGGGGCGUUUUAGAGCAACUCGCGUAACACUUCAAAUCUUUUUGAUUUGUUCAUUACAGUGGAAUGGAAUGAUAAAACGUUUCCGCAGUGCAAUGCCAGUAAGUCGUCAUCGCCGUCAGUUACGUUUUUUUGAUGAUUGUUUUGCGGGUCGUGAGGCAGUAGACUUUUUAAUGAAUGAACUACCAAAAUUUGUCCAUGAUGGUCGAGAAGUGACCAGAGUCAACUGUUCUAAACUAUUGAGUUUAUACUUGCAUAUGGGAUUAUUCUGUUCUGUGCGAGGGAAGACUGGUAAUAAUGGAAUAUUUAAAGAGAACGAACUGUAUCGAUUUUCGAGUGUCUCCAUAGAUUUGCUUGCCGCAACACCAAUUUUGAUCCGCCGUGCUGCUUCGUUCAAUGAAAGAUAUAACCUGAAACAAGCGGAGUCAAAGAAUAAAGCCUUUGGUCUUACAGCUCCACAACGUAUUCAUCUUCCUGUUUGGGCCAGUCAAGACAAUGACUUGGUAGUAUCUGCACGGAUAGCUUUUCCUCCAUUGCAACCUACUGCAUCACUUUCUCGUCGUUUGUCAGCAUCUCAUGGAAAUUUACCUUUCAUGUUAAGUUCUAGGAAAGUAAUUGCUGAUCCUUGUGGAGAACUAUUUUUUAAAAAUGAGAAGAGAACUUAUUCGGGAGAACUCAAAGAAAUACAUGAAAGAACACAAGAAACUGUGAAAGUGAAAGUAGAAACGGCAAAACAGCUGAAUGCAUUAGAUGAAGUGAUUGCGCAGUUGACUAAAAUAAAUAUUGCUGAUGUUGCUGAUCCAUCAAGCACGCAAAAUCUUCGUCAUUUUGGUAAAGUUAUUCAGAGUCAAAGUCCGAAUAGCUGUUCGACAUCAACAUCUCCAGGAGCAGUUGUUAAUGAAACGCAUAGUGGUGCGCAUCCAUUUAUGGACUGCAGAGAAAUUUACAAGAAUGUGUUGCUCUGUCGAUUGAAGUCAUUGCUACAAGUAGAAUCACUGGAGACAAUUCUUGAUUACGAUUUUAGUGGUGCAGAUGUUCAGUGGAAUUGUGAAAAAGUUGGGUCAAAAGGAAUAGUGCGUGUCCCACCUGAACAGGAUUAUUUGACAAAUUAUGUCAUAACAAUGAUGCGUUAUCUUUCGCGGUGGCCAUUCGACAUCCCAUUUACAGAAUCCACUCAUGUACCUUAUAAAGGAUUUGAAUUAAAUGUUUUCAAAAGCAUAUGUGAACAGUUCGAUCACAAUUGUCAGAUGCUUCCUGAUUCGGUUGCCUUGACUGUGUUGCAUAUUAUUCGGUUGUUUCGUCAGAGAUGUCUCAAGGACCCAAAUUCGUUUGAAAUGCGUAAGGAGACAGUUUUCUGUGCGGGCAUUUCACCAGUCACGCGAUAUGUGCAAAGAACAGUCAAUGCACAGAGUCGCAAUUUAGAAGUAAAAGAGGAUAUUAUGAAUUUGCAUGCAACAGUAUCACCUGAUAAUAGAUUACUUGGUGACAAACAAAUUAUGUCAACAACGAGUGCUACUCGUUCUUCCGUUUCUACAUCUUCAGCUGAGAAUGACAGUUUUAGUGGAAGAAUGGCAUAUGAAGCAAUUUUAUCCAAGCUUCCAGGUCUGCAACGAAGUCCUGAACUUAUGCAGCGUAUAGAGGAGUUAGCUAAGACGAAUACACUUUUACCUUGUUCAAGCACGCCAUCAGUAGAAUCGUGUGCAUUACUUGGUGGAAUUGAUAGUGAAAAUGAGAAAUUGCUAAAAGAGGCAGUGUCACUGGUAAUGUUAACUUUGGAGCCGAAAAUUCGUCGUCAGUUGCAUUAUUUAUUACGAUUUAUGCAACGUGUUAGCCGAAAUUAUUGUUUGCGAAUGGAUAAACAUCGAGACAAUCGUACAAUUGUAAGUCAUCAGUAUUUUGGACAUAGACAAAAAUUCGCAGUAAGCCAUCGUAUAAUUUAUAUUAUACGCUAA